UUACAAAUAAUCUUUUUUAUUGACUAAUUCUAUUGUUAACAGUCACGGAACCUAUUUAGUUUCAGUUUAGCCAAAGUCGUAAACAGUGUUAUCUGCUGUUACAAAUAUUUAUGUAUUAUUUAUAGCAUCGUGUUAAAUUAACACGACAUAACCUCAAAACAAAGAUAGUCAAUACUGGAUAAGACUAUUUAUAAAAUAAAACAAAAUGACCUCGUUAUUCGAUCAGUUCGAGCAACCCUCGAGUAAACCGCGCAACAACAAUUUAACAACAGCGGAAAUGAGUACACUCGGUUACAUCAACAUGACUCUAGAGCAAGACGUCCCAAUUUUUAGCAAAACAAAAAAAGAUUUCACGCCCUCGGAUAAAAUAACGCAUGUUGCUAUUUCUAACAAACAGCUGGCUGUUGCUAUGGCUAAUAAUAUGUUGUUUCGAAUGAAUCUGCACAACCCCCAACAACACGAUGAAAUUUCUUUGACUAAAUACACUACAACAUGCCGAUUAACUAAUUUAUUCAUGGACCCCACUGGCAAUCACUUGCUGUUAACUUUUGCACCAAAAAGCAUAGAAGGGGGCCCUGAGUUGCUUUAUUUGUCGAGAAAAUCAAAUAAGCUGAAAUCUACAACGAAAUUCCGAGGACACGAAUUUACUGAAGUGGCUUGGAAUACUGUGAAUGAGUCAGAAAGCACUACAGGACCUAUUUUAUUGGGUACUUCCAAAGGCUUAAUUUUUGAAACCGAGAUUGUUCUGGAAGGUGACAAGUUUUUCACGUCUGGAUUUUCUUCUAGUUUGGAGCAGUAUUGGAGACAGCUGCCAAAUUAUUUACCAUUGUAUGGGAAUAGAGAAGUAGAUGGAUUGGUAUUCGACAUCGGAAAAGGGUCCAACACACCAAUCACAGGCUUAGAGUUUCACAAAGUGUUAGGCAGUGAUAAGUACGUAAUUUUUGCAGCCACGCCUACCAGACUGUACUAUUUCGUUGGACGAGCUGAACACGAAGAGAAACCCCUUCUCCAACAAGUGUUCAAUCGUUACUUAAACAUACCCGAAAAAGAUACUUAUCUAGAAGUUGACAGCAACUUGAGAUAUUCGCGCUUGAAGUUCUGGUCAGAGAACUUGACCAUUCCGAACUGUUUGGCCUGGAUGACCGAAAAAGGAAUUACUUACGGUCAGUUCGACUCAGGUAUAGACGACAACAUGUCGACUCUGAAAAGCCGAACUCGAUUGAUUAAAUACCCGAAACCCUUGUACGAAGACUAUUCCGUUUCGCAGAAAUUCCCCAUAGCUAUAACACUGACGGAAUUUCACAUUUUGCUAGCAUACACCGACACAAUCAAAGGUGUUUGCUUACUGAACGAGGACGUCGUGUAUGAAGAUAACUACAACGAAGCUUUCGGCAAAUUGAUAAAUAUAGUCAAAGACGCAAGUACGGGAGAAAUUUGGGCGAUUACGGAAAAUGCGGUUUUCAGGUUUAAAGUAAGCAAAGAAGAGAGAAACGUGUGGCAGAUUUUCUGCGAAAACCAGCAGUUCGAUCUUGCUAAGAAGUACUCGAGGGGCAAUGAAGCGUCCUACAAUCAAGUUCUGAUCAAAGAAGCUGAGAUGUUAUUCAACAAGAAAGAGUACGAAUUGAGCGCACAAAGAUACGCGGAAACUCAGUCGAGUUUCGAGGAGAUUUGUUUGAAGUUUAUUCAAGUCAAUCAACAGGAUUCACUCAAGAUUUUUCUGAGGAGGAAGCUGGAUACGUUGAAGCCGCAGGAUAAAACCCAGAUUACCAUGAUCGUGAUUUGGGUUAUUGAGUUGUAUUUGAGUAAACUGGAAGAGAAGAGGUUAGUUGGUUUGGAGCAGAGUGCGGCGUAUUUGGAUAUUCAGAAGGAAUUCGAGGCGUUUUUGGCUCUGACGGAGGUUUCGGAUUGCAUUAAGAAAAAUAAGUCGACGAUUUAUGAACUGAUGGCCAGCCAUGGAGAUAAGAGUAAUUUGAUCAAGUUGACGAUUGUCAACAAAGACUUUGAACAGUUAAUACGACAUCACAUCUACAAAAAUAGUUUUCACGAAGCCCUGGACGUCUUAAAAGGCCAAAACAAAUACGAACUCUACUACCAGUUCGCCCCGAUUUUAAUGCAAGAAGUCCCGAAACACACCGUCAAAGCGCUAAUCGAUCAAGGCAAAAAACUAGUUCCAGUUCGUCUCCUUCCAGCUCUUGUAACAUGCGAGGGCGAAUUUCACGCCAAACAAGUAAUAACGUAUUUAGAAUUUUGCAUUGAUAAACUCAAAAACACCGAUAAGGCCAUCCACAAUUUUCUGUUAUCUUUGUAUGCCAAACACGAUAAAGAAAAACUGAUGCAGUAUUUGAACUCACAGGGACAGGAGUUGAGUCUGGUGAGCUACGACGUUCAUUUCGCUUUGAGGUUGUGUCAAGAUAACCCAAAUUUAAAAGAAGCGUGUGUUCAGUUGUCUGGUUUGUUGGGCUUGUGGGAAUCCGCUGUUGAGUUGGCUCUGACUGACAAUAAUUUAAAAUUGGCCAAGCAGUUAGCGGAUAUGCCGCCUGAAGAAGAUGUAGAAUUGAGGAAGAAACUGUGGCUCAAAAUUGCGCAGCACGUGGUAAGUGGAAAAGAUGACAUUCAGCAAGCUAUGGAAUUUUUGCGACAGUGUGAUUUGAUUCGGAUUGAAGAUAUUUUACCGUUUUUCUCUGAUUUUGUAACGAUUGAUCACUUUAAAGAAGCGAUUUGUAAUUCGUUGAAGGAGUACAAUCAACACAUUCAGGAUUUGAAGGAUGAAAUGGAGGAAGCUACGAAGUCGGCUCAUUUAGUCCGGGAAGACAUCCAGUCUUUCCGAAAUCGGUUUACCUGUAUCAGUAGUGACAAGAUUUGUGAAAUCUGUAACAUUACUUUGAUGAUAAAGCCAUUUUAUAUGUUUCCCUGUCAACACCGAUUUCAUACAGAAUGUUUGAUGAGCGAAUUGCAACCACUUUUAGGUCCUGCGAAAAAGAAUAAGCUGGCAGACUUAGAAAGGCAGUUAAAAAUCCUGAACACACAAACAAACGUCGACAAUGUCAGUACGGGUUCUGGAAUGUCCGCCAGAGAAAUAGUGAAAUCGGAAAUCGACAAUAUUGUGGCCUCUGAGUGUCUGUUCUGUGGCGAAAACAUGAUCAGAAAUAUAGACAAGCCGUUUAUUGAAGACGAUGACUACGAUAAGAUAGCCAAAGAGUGGGAAUAAAUUUGAGACUUCAAAACUUCAUUCCAUUAAGUAUAACAAUUGCUAGCAUGUCUGUACUGCAGUAUGUUAAGUGUGAUAUAUUUAUAAUAUGUUGCUUUAAGUAAUUAAAUAAAUAAAACAUAAAUGUU
This is a messenger RNA of Zophobas morio, 3336 nucleotides long. It is a transcript of the gene dor, whose product is annotated as vacuolar protein sorting-associated protein 18 homolog. Gene Ontology annotation, biological process: endosome to lysosome transport; organelle fusion; endosome organization. Bases 206 to 3208 code for a protein of 1000 amino acids. Gene Ontology annotation, cellular component: endosome; HOPS complex. Lineage: Eukaryota; Metazoa; Arthropoda; Insecta; Coleoptera; Tenebrionidae. The record is from RefSeq and is a predicted model, not a curated record. The transcript is spliced from 11 exons. Gene Ontology annotation, molecular function: protein-macromolecule adaptor activity.